ACGUGACCGCGGCGGCGCCUGGGACCCGCCGGCGGCCGGGGCAAGAUGGCCGCGCACCUGUCGUACGGCCGAGUGAACCUGAACGUGCUGCGCGAGGCCGUGCGUCGCGAGCUGCGCGAGUUUCUGGACAAGUGCGCGGGGAGCAAGGCAAUUGUGUGGGACGAAUACUUAACAGGACCAUUUGGACUGAUUGCACAGUAUUCACUACUAAAGGAACAUGAAGUGGAAAAAAUGUUCACACUUAAAGGAAGUCGUCUGCCGGCAGCUGAUGUCAAGAAUAUCAUUUUUUUGGUCAGACCCAGGCUAGAAUUGAUGGAUAUAAUUGCCGAGAAUGUGCUCAGUGAAGACAGACGGGGCCCUACCAGGGAUUUCCAUAUUUUGUUUGUGCCCCGCCGGAGCUUGCUGUGUGAGCAGCGGUUGAAGGACCUGGGUGUUUUGGGAUCCUUUAUCUAUCGAGAGGAAUACAGUUUAGAUCUCAUUCCGUUUGACGGGGACCUCUUAUCCAUGGAAUCAGAGGAUGCAUUCAAAGAGUGCUACCUGGAGGGUGACCAGACAAGCCUGUACCACGCAGCCAAGGGGCUGAUGACCCUGCAGGCGCUGUAUGGGACCAUCCCCCACAUCUUUGGGAAAGGAGAAUGUGCUCGGCAAGUGGCCAACAUGAUGGUCAGGAUGAAGAGGGAGUUCACGGGCAGCCAAAACUCAGUGUUCCCCGUGUUCGAUAACCUCCUGCUGCUUGAUCGGAACGUGGAUCUGUUAACGCCGCUCGCCACCCAGCUCACGUACGAAGGACUCAUCGAUGAGAUUUACGGCAUUCAGAACAGCUAUGUGAAGUUACCGCCAGAGAAGUUUGCGCCCAAGAAGCAGGGCAGCGGUGGCGGGAAGGACCUUCCCACGGAGGCCAAGAAGCUCCAGCUGAAUUCUGCAGAGGAGCUUUAUGCCGAGAUCCGAGACAAGAACUUCAACGCAGUGGGCUCUGUGCUCAGCAAGAAGGCGAAGAUCAUCUCAGCAGCCUUUGAGGAGAGGCACAACGCCAAGACGGUGGGGGAGAUUAAGCAGUUCGUCUCCCAGCUCCCCCACAUGCAGGCCGCCAGGGGAUCUCUCGCCAACCACACCUCAAUUGCAGAGUUAAUCAAAGAUGUCACCACUUCUGAAGACUUCUUUGAUAAGUUAACCGUGGAGCAAGAGUUCAUGUCCGGGAUAGACACUGAUAAGGUCAACAAUUACAUCGAGGACUGUAUUGCCCAAAAGCACCCGCUCAUCAAGGUGUUGAGACUGGUCUGCCUUCAGUCCGUGUGCAAUAACGGGCUCAAGCAGAAGGUCCUGGACUACUACAGAAGGGAGAUUCUCCAGACCUACGGCUAUGAGCACAUACUGACCUUGAACAACCUGGAGAAGGCUGGCCUGCUAAAGGCUCAGACAGGGGGCAGAAACAAUUACCCGACGAUUCGGAAAACGUUACGGCUCUGGAUGGACGACGUCAAUGAACAAAACCCCACAGACAUAUCCUAUGUGUACAGUGGUUAUGCGCCACUCAGCGUGAGACUCGCUCAACUCCUUUCCCGGCCGGGUUGGCGGAGCAUCGAGGAGGUUCUCCGAAUUCUCCCAGGACCCCACUUUGAAGAACGGCAGCCGCUGCCCACUGGGCUACAGAAGAAACGCCAACCAGGAGAAAACCGAGUCACGCUGGUAUUUUUCCUCGGGGGUGUCACCUUUGCGGAAAUCGCCGCCCUGCGCUUCCUCUCCCAGUUGGAAGAUGGAGGCACUGAGUAUGUAAUUGCGACCACUAAACUGAUGAAUGGAAGCAGCUGGAUAGAAGCUCUCAUGGAAAAGCCACGAUAAGUCUGGAAGACGACCAUGCCCAGGACAGUGGUUUUGUGUUGAGGACUAAGCCAGCAUUGACCGAGUGCUUGCUCUUUCCUACAGAGAAGAGCACAUUUGUGUCUCCAGUCUCUACCAGUUUGAUUUCUAAGGCAAGUUUUGUUUCCGUCUGAAAAAUCAAGAAGUUUGGAGGACUUCUUGAUGUAAGGAAGUUCCUGCCCUCUCUGAUUUAGCUGCAUCUGUGCAGGUUCCCUGCCUAUGAAGGACUCUCUGCUGAAGAUCGAGCUGAUUACCAGGCAGCUUCUGCGAAUUAGCCAGCCAAAGGCACUUCUGAGUGCACAUGUUGUCUCCGAGACAGGCCAGUGUAGAUGCCGCUGCGGGGGCUCCAGUUUUCUCCCGUGUCCCUUGUGACCCCAGCAUCCAGCUGAUCCUCCUACUGUGAGUAGUGGCAGCUUUUAAGUUUCUUCAUGAUGCUCUGUCACCGUGGUAACUGCCCUAUGCACCUCUCUAGCACUCUCGCUCUACUCAAGUUGACACAUCCCUUUUGCUUGAAAAUACUCAGCUGCUCAGUCCCUGGCCUGGUGACCGCAGCCGCUGUGGUCAGUCUUAGUCCAGCAGUGGCAGGUGCCACCACUGCUGCGGGAGUGAGCCACGUCCGAGGGCAGGCAUGUUGUGAAGCUGGGAGUUCAUGUGUGUUCACCCGCCUCCUCAUCUCAGCCUCUGGAGCGGUGAAGGGCACCAAGCAUGGGACGCCUUGAUGGCUUUUCUGUCAUCACGCAAGUCUUCAGGAAAAUUAGCCUGUCUCAGCAUUGCCCAGGUCCCAACCCAGGUGUGGUUUCUGUGGUCAAUUCCUAACCACAAAUUUUCUUCUCAUUUUCUUCAUGUAAGAAUUAAGAACAGCCGGGCGGUGGUGGCGCACGCCUUUAAUCCCAGCACUCGGGAGGCAGAGCCAGGCGGAUCUCUGUGAGUUCGAGGCCAGCCUGGUCUCCAAAGCGAGUUCCAGGAAAGGCGCAAAGCUACACAGAGAAACCCUGUCUCGAAAAACAAAACAAAACAAAACAAAAAAAAAGAAUUAAGAACAAUACGCUGCGCAUUGUAAGUGAAAGAAAGCAUUUAAAAAAAACAAAAACAAAAACCCAAAAAACAGGAAUGGGGGCUGGGGAGAUGGCUCAGAGUUUAAGAGCACUGGCUGCUCUUCCAGAGGUCCUGAGUUCAAUUCUCAGCAACCACAUGAUGGCUCACAACCAUCUAUAGUGAGAUCUGGUGCCCUCUUCUGGCCUGCAGACAGAACAUUCUAUACAUAAUAAAUAAACAAACAAACAAAAAACAGGAAUAAAGGGUGGCAAAGAUAAUGUUUGUUUCUCAUGGAAUUAAUUUAGCCUUGAUACUCAAUAUCUGGAGUGGUGGGGGUGGGGGGUUCCCAAACGGGAAACAUUCCUGGCUCAGAACACUCUUUCAGGCUCUGAUUUCCUAGGGAGUUGGUUUUACCAUUGAGCCCCAGUUGGGCUCAUGUCAGCUGCCAGAGAAUGCAAUCCACCUUGUCCUCACUGUUUUCCACUCCCGGGAUUCCAUUCAAGUCUGGUCAAGCCUGCUUGGCUGGGGCGUUUGUCCAGAGAACAGAUACCCGGCUGUAAUCCCAUGCGUCUGCAUCUGUUUCUGAGUCUAUAUUUGCUUGCUCAGAGCAUAGCAAGGUCAGUUCCAAACAUGUCCUCAGCAGAAGACUCUUAUAAAACCACACACUUGCUUCCUUUGUAUACAAAUAGAAAGUGGUGGUAAUCAUACAUUAUGCCCUUUGAUGUCAGUUUAUUUAGCACUCAAAGUUCUUUGUCUCUAAGAGUGUGCUCUAGCUGAAAAGGGUGUGGGGCUGGAACAUUGAUUCCUAGAGAGGGUGGGUGGUUUACACCGUGUCUGUACUUUGGUUGAGUCGGUUAGAUGGACUGUUCUGCUGCACUGGCCAUCCUAAUUAAAGACAGCUACAUAGACACUAUUAAUUUACACAUCUUCUGUUGCCUUAAACCCAGGCCCUAAGUGCUUUAACUGGAUGGAUUGUAAAGCAAGAGAGAGUGGUCUAGGGAGGGAAGCUUGAAAUGGGACACUUCCUAAGAACGCGAAGGCCUCCUCAUGAGCUCCAGUCCAUUCCUGCUCUGCGUGCACUAGAGUCGGGUAUGAUUGGUCAUUGCAUGCUGGUCCGCCUUGUUCUCAGUUAUACAUAAAGGGUUAGCCAAACUGGAUACAGUGGCACACCUGUCCUGUGAGCGUCAGCAGGCUGAGGCAGAGGGAUUGAGAGUUCAAGGCCAGCUGGGUUAUACAUUGAGAUACUGUCUCAAAAAAAAAAAAAAAGAAAGAAAGAAAAAACCUCAACUGUGUGUGUGUGGGGGGGAGAAGUGGGGGAAUUCGUUUAAUAGGUAAUAGAGUGCUGCUGAGUACACAUAUGGCCCUGGGUUUAAUCCUUAGAACCACAUAGAGAAAAAGAAAAAGGCCCCGUGGCUUAACCCUAGGAGGAAAUGUUUGUGGUCUGAGGAGUUAAAUUCAAGCAACCAUACUUCUGUUGUUGAGACAAGGUCUCCCUCUGUAGCCCAGGCUGGCCUUGAAUUCAGUCCUUCUGCCUCAGACUUAGCAAGUGCUAGGAUUUCCAUGCCGAGGAAAUUUUUAAACAGCAAGAUGAACUACGUAUCUGAAGCCGAGGGGAAGAGGUGCCAUGAUAAAAGAUAGCCAAGCACAGGAAUGCAGACUACAGAGUUACCUCUAGGUUGUCAGUGUACUUUUAGCAUCUGAAUUUAGUCAUAUGAUGACAGAGGUGCCUUGUGAGGCGGUAGAAGGGAUAGACAGUAUGUAAAAUUUCUCCUUAUUUAUAAAUGGAUUAAUGUGAAUUUUA
Molecule: messenger RNA, 4693 nt
Organism: Peromyscus californicus insignis
Lineage: Eukaryota; Metazoa; Chordata; Mammalia; Rodentia; Cricetidae
Gene: Vps33a
Product: VPS33A core subunit of CORVET and HOPS complexes
Exons: 13
Coding region: 46-1839 (597 amino acids)
Biological process (GO): intracellular protein transport; vesicle-mediated transport
Cellular component (GO): lysosome; CORVET complex
Source: RefSeq, a predicted model, not a curated record